Messenger RNA from Parastagonospora nodorum SN15, 1047 nucleotides. RefSeq lists its product as hypothetical. The coding region runs from base 1 to 1047 and encodes 348 amino acids. The transcript has 6 exons. Gene Ontology annotation, molecular function: carboxy-lyase activity; magnesium ion binding; thiamine pyrophosphate binding. The record is from RefSeq and is a predicted model, not a curated record. NCBI's taxonomy places the organism in Eukaryota, Fungi, Ascomycota, Dothideomycetes, Pleosporales, Phaeosphaeriaceae.
AUGCAGGCAAACAUUCCAGCCUUUACUACAGCCAUGGGUAAAGGCGGUCUGGACGAGGCUAUUCCUCAGUUUGCCGGCGUUCAUCAAGGAGCAGGGACCCAUUCUGGUGUGAAGGAAGAGCUUGAGCAAGCCGACUACGUCCUAUGGGUUGGGAACUAUCCUUCCGAUUUCAAUACUGGCGAGUUCACGACUUGCGUGAACAAGAACGCCACGAUUGUCGACUUCCAACGGUUCUCGGUCGCAAUUGGCGAGGUGAAAUACCCGGUGACCAUGACAUCGGUCAGUAAAUGGAGAUCCUUGACUUGUCUCAAGCAGGACACGCUAUCCAUCAGCGCUGCGAAGAUUACCUGGGACCCUAUUCCCAGGUUCGGAGACCGCGAAUCUUCAGAUGACUUGGUUCAAGACUAUCUGUGGCAUGCACUAAGCUCCUUCUUCCGUCCGGGUGACAUUAUCAUCGGCGAGACAGGAACAUCAGCAUUCGGUCUGUGCGACUCGCGCCUACCAUCAGGAGUUAUGAUGUUCAAUCAGACCGUCUUUGGCUCCAUUGGGUAUGCGACGGGCGCAAUCGUCGGCGUUGCGCAAGCCAUCAAGGAAAGUGGCGCGAAAUGGAAAAGGCCCGUCCUCGUCACUGGUGAAGGCUCCAUGCACUUGACGAUCCAGGCAAUCGGUGAUAUGCUGAGAUUUGAUCUCAAACCUAUUAUACAAGCUAAGCACUCCAUCAGCUUUGUACUCAACAACGGUGGAUACACCGUUGAGCGCCUCAUUCAUGGGAAGACUGCUGCUUACAACGAUGUUGCGGUGCUCGACUACGCCAUGUUGGCAAAGGCGUUUGGACCUGCUUAUCCGUCAAAGUAUUACGGUCCCAUCAGGACGUGUGGGGAUUUGGCCCAUCUGCUUCAGUCGCCAGACUUUGGCAAUGCCGGUUGCUUCGAGCUGGUCGAGUUAGUUCUGCGGCCGCUUGAUGCUCCAAUGGCUGUCAUCGAGACAGGUGCUGCUAUCGAUGCGUUCAACAAAGCUAAAGGCCGUAAAUCGACGCUAGGUGCUUGA